This is a messenger RNA of Pelmatolapia mariae (spotted tilapia), 2249 nucleotides long. RefSeq names its product cell division cycle 25B (gene cdc25b). The record is from RefSeq and is a predicted model, not a curated record. Gene Ontology annotation, cellular component: cytoplasm; nucleus. Gene Ontology annotation, biological process: positive regulation of G2/M transition of mitotic cell cycle; protein dephosphorylation; positive regulation of G2/MI transition of meiotic cell cycle. The coding region runs from base 224 to 1936 and encodes 570 amino acids. Gene Ontology annotation, molecular function: protein tyrosine phosphatase activity. NCBI's taxonomy places the organism in Eukaryota, Metazoa, Chordata, Actinopteri, Cichliformes, Cichlidae. The transcript has 15 exons.
CUAGGUUUUACACCUCACGGAACCACCGUCUAACUUACGGCCGGUGUUUUGCUUCGUAUUUUUGGAAAUGUAAUCUCAAUUGUGCCUAGCUAGCUGAUUAGCUUCCGGGUUAGCUCGAAAUUUGGACUGUCUUGCUUUCUCCGACUCGAAAUUCAAACCAAAUCUAUCAUACAGCAGUACCCCCGCGUGACUUUUGCACAGAUUUGACAGCGAAAAAAGCAACAUGGAAUCUUUUUUUAGCAGGAUCAGUCCUGUUAAGACGAACAGGCCCGACCGGAUCUCCGAGCUUUCCUUGCUCUCUCUGCCUGAGCACAGCACUAAGACCUCGCACUGCAGGAAUCUGUUUUCCCCUGGACCCACGGCUGUGCUGUCUCCUGUUACCAAUUUGGCUAUGGACAUGAACAAUUUAGCUGGACUCGGAAGCCAAUGUGAUACCCCGAAAAGGAGAAAGCAUGCACCCCUCGAGAAGGUUCCCUCCUUUGCCUCUGACGUCUCAUCUGAUGCUGGCCUGGGCAUGGAUCUCCCCAGCCCACUAGAUGCCAUCGAAGUGGAAGACACAUUUGAAAAAGCCAUUCGAGAGUCAAGCAGAGUUGUCAAUGAGAGAAUGCCAAUUCGAAGAAUCAACUCAUUGCCCCUCCAGCUCAUGGGCUUCAGUCCAGCUCUGAAGGGACAGCAAAAUGAUCCAAACCGCUAUGGAGUAUUUGGUCAGCAACCUCCCCAAGUAACCACCUCUCAGCAUGAGAAUAAGGAGAACAUGCCAGAGGAAAGCUUUGAAUUCAAGAAACCAACCAAACCUGCGUCGCGGUGUCGUGGGCGAUCCUUUAACGGGCAGUCUAAGGAUACCUUUGCCAGCCGUCCCAGCUCCGCACCAGCCCUCAUGCUUUCUUCACCUCCUCCGGUGCAGCAGCUUGACUUUCAUGACUCCAGCCCCAUGUUUCUGAGAAGUUCCUCCCUCACCUCCUCAAAUGAUGAUGAAGACGAUGGCUUUUUGGAUGUACUUGAUGACAACAUGGAGAAUGACUCUGGGGUACCGAUGGGCAUGGCCAGCUUACUCACUGCCCCACUGGUGGCUGACAGUAUAGGAGAAGACUCUCCUGUGAUUCGGUGCAGACCACGAAGCCUGUUUCGCUCUCCUUCGAUGCCCAGUCCUGUUUCCCGUCUCUCUGUGAAGCGUGCUGACCGCCCUGGAGAUGAAAAUACACCCAUCAGGGUGAAGAGGCGGCGUAGCCUUGCAGGAACGCAAGUAACCACCCUGGAACAAAACCCAGAAUCCCCAAGAAUGGGCUGCUCACUGCUCCAGAGGUCCAAGUCCUUCUGCCAGGCAGAGAUUGAAAAGCUGUUGGACAGUGAGGCUGGUUCUAAUGAGCUAAUAGGUGAUUUCACCAAGCCUUUCGUUCUACCCACAGUGGAUGGAAAACACCAAGACCUCAAAUACAUUACCUCAGACAUGAUGGUGGCAGCUCUCACUGGCCAGUUUGAUCAUGUAGUUGAACAAGUCAUCGUCAUUGACUGCCGUUAUCCUUAUGAGUUUGAAGGAGGACAUGUCAAGGGAGCGCUAAACCUACACCAGGAGGACCAGGUGAAGGAUUUCCUCCUCAAGAACCCGAUUGUCCCAUCCAGCCCAGACAAGCGAAUCGUCAUCAUCUUCCACUGCGAGUUCUCCUCGGAGCGCGGCCCCCGAAUGUGCCGUUUCGUCAGAGAGCAAGACCGCGCCAUGAACGAGUAUCCCAAACUUCACUACCCCGAGCUCUACAUCCUCAAGGGCGGCUACAAGGACUUCUUCCCUCAUUUUCAGACACAAUGUGAACCUCAGUCUUACCGACCCAUGCACCAUGAGGAUUUCAAGGAGGACCUGAGGAAGUGCCGCCUCAAGAGUCGCACCUGGGCCGGAGAGCGCAGUAAGAGGGAGAUGUACGGACGGCUGAAGAAGCUGUGAGCACAUCCUCAUCUUCCCAUUCUGCCGCUAAAACACACUGCCUCUCCAUGAAACGGACUCAGUGCAACCUCCUCAUGUGUCUAACGCCUCACUCUAACAAAGGAGAAAUGCCUUCUGUGAUUGCACCAGCAGAAAAAGGGAUUUUUAAAUUUCCUACAAAGUUUCAUUUAUAGCCAAGUUAGUUAUUUAUGCGAGUUAAAGAGGGAAGGAUGUGAAAUGACGAAUCCUUGAUCCUUGAAGAAAUCAGCAGUGCAGUGAACAGAUUUUAUAAAGGUGAUUUGAAACAAUUUGUAUGUUUAACAAAACAAACCAC